AUGUCUCAAAUCUAUCUGAAUUCGUCGAUGCUCGUCCAGUUAAACGCAACCGUGCAGGAGUUUAUAUCUGACUGGCUGGAGCAUUACAGCAUCCACCAACAGACUUUGAAUCCGACCCAGAGGAUCCUACAGUUUGGGACCACGACAACAGUAGUACUAUUAGGAUUCCUGUACUUGAUGGGCAAAUGGUUCCUGGGACCUGGAAAUGGCGGCAAGCCAGUGCCGUUCGAACUAGCGGUGCCGGAGGCGGCGCAGAAGCACUGGAAGGGCAAGAGACUGUUCUCCGCUUCCGUGUACGACCCGCAGCAGCCGGGCAUGAUCCAGAACUACUGCCCGGCGACGGGACAGUUUCUGGGCUCGUUCCGGUCGAUGAGCAAAGAGGAUAUCGAUGAGCGCUUUGCCGCUGCCGCUAAGGCGCAGGUCAGCUGGGCCAAGACGUCCUUUGCUCAGCGGAGGCAGGUGCUGAAGACAAUGCAGAAGUUUGUGCUGGAGAACCAGGAGAUGCUUGCGCGAGUGGCAUGCAGGGACUCGGGCAAAACCAUGCUCGACGCGUCUCUGGGAGAGAUCAUGGUCACUAUGGAGAAGCUACAAUGGAUGAUCAAGCACGGGGAGAGGACGCUGCGCCCAUCUAAGCGCGCAGGGCCUGCCAAUUUCUUCAUGAAACUGUACAAGGGCGGAGAGGUGCGCUACGAGCCCCUGGGCGUCGUCGGCGCGGUUGUCUCGUGGAACUACUCGUUCCACAACACGCUCGGGCCCAUCAUUGCUUCUACGUUUGCAGGAAAUGGUGUUGUCAUAAAGUGCUCUGAACAGGUUGUGUGGUCUAGUGAGUUCUUUGUUAAACUCGCGAGAGAAUCUCUGAAAGUAUGUGGGCACGACCCUGAACUGGUACAGCUAUGUUACUGCUUCCCGCCAUCGGAAACAGACGACACGGCCAACUACUUUACGUCGCAUCCAAGUUUGAGACAUCUGACGUUCAUCGGGAGCAAGCCAGUCGCGCAUCAUGUGCUCGCCUGUGCUGCGAAGAGCCUAACACCAGUGGUGGUAGAGCUUGGGGGCAAGGACGCACUCGUUGUGCUGGAUUCGGCAAAGGAUCUCGAGUCACUAUCCUCGAUAAUCAUGCGUGGAACAUUCCAAUCUGCAGGCCAAAACUGUAUCGGCAUAGAACGGGUAAUUGUCUGCCAAAAGAACUAUGAUGCCCUUGUGAAGAUCUUGGAACACCGUAUAUCGGAGCUGCGUGUAGGAGCUGAUAUUGAUAACUUGGAGGACGUUGACGUAGGAGCGAUGAUUAGCGAUAACAGAUUUGAUUACAUGGAAGAGCUGAUUCAGGAUGCUGUCAGCCAGGGCGCCCGUCUCUUGCACGGCGGCAGCAGGUACACCCAUCCAAAAUACCCACAGGGGCACUACUUCCAACCUACUCUGCUUGUUGAUGUGACCACAGACAUGCGCAUCUCACAGAACGAGGUCUUCGGCCCGGUUCUAACAGUCAUGAAAGCAAAGGACAUCGAGGACUGCAUCCGCAUUGCCAACGAUACGCCUUUCGGUCUUGGCGGGUCGGUCUUCGGAAAAAACCGCAAGGACUGUAACUACGUUGCCAACCACAUGAAUGUGGGAAAUGUGGCGAUCAACGACUUUGCUACAUACUAUGUUUGUCAGCUUCCCUUUGGCGGAAUUGGCUCCUCUGGUUAUGGAAGAUUUGGCGGCGAAGAAGGUUUGUUAGGGUUGUGCAACAGCAAGAGUAUCUGCUACGACAAGGUCUCAUGGAUCUCAACGUUCAUCCCUCCUCCCGUAGACUACCCAAUUAAGAGCAGUGCUGGCGCGUGGAACUUUGCCCGCGCCUUCAUCACAGGCGCCUACACCAAUUCCCUGUGGCAGAGGGCCAAAUCCAUCCUCGAGUUGGCGAAAGGUGGCCGUUAA
Eremothecium gossypii ATCC 10895 is the source of this 1914-nucleotide messenger RNA. It is a transcript of the gene MSC7, whose product is annotated as meiotic recombination directing protein. The transcript has a single exon. Lineage: Eukaryota; Fungi; Ascomycota; Saccharomycetes; Saccharomycetales; Saccharomycetaceae. The record is from RefSeq and is marked provisional. Gene Ontology annotation, molecular function: aldehyde dehydrogenase (NAD+) activity. Bases 1 to 1914 code for a protein of 637 amino acids.